AUGGCCAAAUAUAUUGCUCAAAUAAUCGUUUUGGGUGCCCAAGUGGUCGGAAAAGCUUUCGCUCGAGCUUUGAAACAAGAAAUAGCUGCAUCACAAGAAGCAGCAAAAAGAGCUGGUGGUGGACCUCAGGGCGCUAGACGGGCAGCAGCUAACGCUUCAUCAGGCCUCACAUUAGAGGAAGCAAUGCAAAUUCUAAACUUAGAAAAAAUAGACGCAGAGAAACUCAAUAAAAAUUUCGAUCAUUUGUUCAGUGUUAAUGAUAAGGCAAAAGGUGGAUCAUUUUAUUUGCAAUCUAAAAUAGUCCGAGCAAAAGAAAGAUUAGACACAGAAAUUAAACUUAAACAACCUCCAGAUAACGAAAAUACAACAAAGCCGUCAUGA
Molecule: messenger RNA, 381 nt
Organism: Pieris macdunnoughi
Lineage: Eukaryota; Metazoa; Arthropoda; Insecta; Lepidoptera; Pieridae
Source: the annotation of a GenBank genome assembly